GUUCGUAUAUUCACAUCCGGUCUUCCAUUUUCUUUUGGUCGUCGUCAUGAUUGCGUUCUUGUUCUCUCACGUUCGUUAUUGAUCUUACGUUUUCAGUAACUGUUAAACGUUUGAAUCGUGUACGAGCGUUCGUUAGUCUGUACGUUAUACAAUAUCCUCAUAGAGUUUUCAUUCCGACCACCGUAUUUUGGAUUAUCGAGUGCUAAUGCGUGGUAUUUCAGAAAGCUCACCGACUCGCGCAAUGGCGGAGGAUUUGGAUGUCGAGGCAAUGCUGGAGGCGCCAUAUAAGAAGGGGGAGCAGGACUCCUCAUCCAAAGACAAAUCUUCCAAGGAGAAUGGGUCUAGCCGUAAAUCAUCUGGAAAGAGCAAACAUCGUUCUCGUUCUCGUUCUCGGUCACGAGACCGUCGAGAGAAAGAUCGUCGCGACCGCGACAGAGACAGAGACAGAGAUCGUGAUAGAGACAGAGAUCGUGAUCGUGAUCGUGAUCGUCGACGUAGAUCAAGAUCAAGAGAUCGAAGAGAUCGUGAUAGAGACAGAGAUAAUAACGAUAGAGAUAGGGAUCGACGGGACAGAGAUCGAGAUCGAGAUAGAAGGAGGAAACGAUCGCUCACACCAAUUACACUACCCAGAGCAAGACUGCCGUUUGGGAAAGGAGUCAGUCCUCUUGGCAUCAGAAAUGAUGAGCUAACACCGGAGGAACGGGAUGCCCGAACGGUGUUCUGUAUGCAAUUAAGUCAGCGCAUACGUGCUCGAGAUCUGGAAGAAUUCUUCUCUAGUGUUGGGAAAGUUCAAGAUGUUCGACUUAUCACGUGUAACAAAACAAGACGAUUCAAGGGUAUAGCAUAUGUAGAGUUCAAAGAUCCUGAAAGUGUCACACUUGCGCUUGGUUUAUCAGGUCAGAAACUUCUUGGUGUUCCUAUAGUAGUACAACACACUCAAGCUGAAAAAAAUCGCAUGGGUAAUUCCAUGCCAAAUUUAAUGCCAAAAGGUCAGACUGGACCUAUGAGGUUAUAUGUUGGAUCUCUUCAUUUCAAUAUCACAGAAGAUAUGCUUCGCGGUAUUUUCGAACCUUUUGGAAAAAUCGAUAACAUUCAAUUAAUUAUGGAUCCAGAAACUGGUCGUAGCAAAGGCUAUGGAUUCUUGACUUUUAGAAAUGCUGAUGACGCAAAGAAAGCUUUGGAACAGUUGAAUGGCUUUGAACUUGCUGGUAGACCCAUGAAAGUUGGUAAUGUUACAGAACGUACAGAUCUAAUACAAGGUCCAUCUCUUCUUGACACAGAUGAAUUAGAUCGAAGUGGUAUCGAUCUUGGUGCUACUGGAAGGUUACAGCUAAUGUUUAAGUUAGCAGAAGGAACUGGGCUUGAAAUCCCCCCUGCAGCUGCAAAUGCACUAAACAUGGCUCCAGUUAUGUCAACGCCACAACCACCUCCACAAGCUGCUCCUCCUAUAGCGACGCAGUGUUUUAUGUUAUCGAAUAUGUUCGACCCGCAGAAUGAAACGAAUCCAAAUUGGGCGAAAGAAAUUCGUGAUGAUGUCAUUGAAGAAUGCAACAAACAUGGUGGUGUGUUACAUGUAUAUGUGGACCAAGCAUCUCCUCAGGGUAACGUUUACGUUAAAUGUCCAUCAAUAGCAACAGCAGUUGCGGCUGUUAAUUCGUUACAUGGUAGAUGGUUUGCUGGCCGAGUAAUUACUGCCGCUUAUGUGCCAGUUGUAAAUUAUCAUUCGUUAUUCCCGGACGCGAUGACUGCUUUACAACUACUGGUUCCAAGCGCUCCACGAAGAGGGAUGUGAUCUUAAACAGUGCAAAUGCCAAUUACAAAUGUGUAAAUUCUUAUAGUAUUACAUUUUCUUACUGAUACUAAAAGAAAAUUUUUGUUACUAUAAUGGAAUCAUUUAAGUCAUUUCAAGUUGUACAGGUAUAAUUAUCGAUCACAGAAUAUCUGCGUGAAACUUUUCAUACAUUCAUAAAGACAAUUACUUUCUUG
This is a messenger RNA of Eufriesea mexicana, 1986 nucleotides long. It is a transcript of the gene Caper, whose product is annotated as RNA-binding protein 39-like protein Caper. Gene Ontology annotation, molecular function: RNA binding. Gene Ontology annotation, cellular component: nucleus. Bases 206 to 1792 code for a protein of 528 amino acids. The transcript has 8 exons. Gene Ontology annotation, biological process: mRNA processing. NCBI's taxonomy places the organism in Eukaryota, Metazoa, Arthropoda, Insecta, Hymenoptera, Apidae. The record is from RefSeq and is a predicted model, not a curated record.